Messenger RNA from Echinostoma caproni, 252 nucleotides. The record is from the annotation of a GenBank genome assembly. Lineage: Eukaryota; Metazoa; Platyhelminthes; Trematoda; Plagiorchiida; Echinostomatidae.
AUGCUCUACCAGGUGAGCUACGAGGCCACACCGAUAGCACUGAUCUGUUUCACAUUCGAAUUUACCCAUCCAACUUACAGAGGCAUGUGGCAUCCACCAGUUAGCAUCGUUAACUUGAACAGCGCCGAGGGUGGUGUAUUGAGCAAGGGCACUUUCGGCAGCGGGAAUGUGCGCAGCACGGUCGAAUUGGGCGGUUCCAGCGGUUCCACCGGGAACGAGGGUGGUGGUCGCCAAGGUGGUUGUGCGUGCUAA